AUGCCAUCGGCUUGGAUUGAUAAUAAACUCAAACGUGAGAUUAAUGUUUACUGGCAUAAUGUAGGAUUUCAGCAUGGUGAUACCCUAGCUAUAUACAUAGAAAAACCUAAUAAUGAUACUGAAUUUCUUUGGGAAUUCCAACCAACUGUUCAGAGUGGUUUUGCUAGAACUGGUCAAUAUAUUUCUCUUUUACACAAAUAUGCUUUAACUUCUUAUAAGGAAGAAAUUUUAGUUUUUUGUGGAGCAUGGUUACGAAAUGGUGAAAUAAAAAAAGUGAAUUGUCUGUCAACUCAUCCUACUUGGAUGCAUGAUAGAAAAAUGAUAUUGAAAGAUCAGAAGCUGACAGAUUUAAUAAUACCUGGAACUUAUAUGUCAGGAUUGUACAUCAAGACAUUACCUCCUCAAGAAACUGCAUUUGAAACGUUUACAGUUUCACAAAAUCAAGAUAUCUUAACCCAAUUAGUCCAUGGAGCACGAUACUUGGAUAUCUCUAUUGGCUAUUUUCCUCAUCUCAAUCAAUCAUACUGGGAUAUUCUUUUUUUCUUGAAUAGUACAAAAGAAAUUGUCAUGCUGGCUUUUCGGAACUUUUCUAUGGGUUUUAAAAAUAGUAGAGAUCACAAAAAUUUCGUAGAUUAUCUUAAAAAGAAGUUCUCUCAUCAUUUAUUAAUUCAACAAAAUCCAAAUGACCAAUGGAGUAUCACUCUUGGAGAGAUAUGGGCUCUUGAUAAACGGCUCAUUAUUGUUUAUGAAAGAAUAUUGUAUGUGAUGAAAUUAUCAGGAAUAUCAGCUGUGUCUAAUUCAGUGCAGCAAGUUGCUACAAAUCAAUCAAAUCGAGAAUUUUACAAUCUUGGAGCAUUUAUUCUUAAUAAAACAGCUAAAACAAUAAACAAAACGUGGCUGGUAAAUAUUAAAAAUAAUUCAGAGUUUAUUUUGGAGAAUUAUGAAAAGAUGAACAGCUCACCUAUUUAUAAAAGAAAUAUUGGUGAAUUUAAAAAUACCAAAAAACCAAACUCGACGUAA
This is a messenger RNA of Chelonus insularis, 1020 nucleotides long. RefSeq lists its product as uncharacterized. Bases 1 to 1020 code for a protein of 339 amino acids. Gene Ontology annotation, biological process: lipid metabolic process. Gene Ontology annotation, molecular function: phosphoric diester hydrolase activity. Lineage: Eukaryota; Metazoa; Arthropoda; Insecta; Hymenoptera; Braconidae. The record is from RefSeq and is a predicted model, not a curated record. The transcript is spliced from 7 exons.